This is a messenger RNA of Zophobas morio, 1380 nucleotides long. RefSeq names its product ruvB-like 1. The record is from RefSeq and is a predicted model, not a curated record. Gene Ontology annotation, molecular function: ATP hydrolysis activity; DNA helicase activity; ATP binding. Gene Ontology annotation, biological process: regulation of transcription by RNA polymerase II; box C/D snoRNP assembly; chromatin remodeling. Gene Ontology annotation, cellular component: Ino80 complex; NuA4 histone acetyltransferase complex; Swr1 complex. The coding region runs from base 1 to 1380 and encodes 459 amino acids. NCBI's taxonomy places the organism in Eukaryota, Metazoa, Arthropoda, Insecta, Coleoptera, Tenebrionidae. The transcript has 12 exons.
AUGGUGAUGAAAAUAGAAAGCAUUAACAGCACUAUUCGAUCUGAGCGCGUUGCUGCUCACAGCCAUAUUAAAGGUUUAGGCCUCGAUGAAAAUUUCGUUGCCACCAGUGCAACCAAGCCUUGUGGAUUAGUUGGUCAAGAAUCCGCUCGGGAAGCAGCCGGCGUUGUCGUUGACUUAAUAAAAAACAAAAAGAUGUCAGGGAGGGCGGUCUUGCUGGCUGGGCCGCCUGGCACCGGGAAAACUGCUAUAGCUUUAGCCAUAGCUCAAGAGUUGGGCCCUAAGGUGCCUUUUUGUCCCAUGGUUGGUUCUGAGGUUUACUCAUCUGAAAUUAAAAAAACUGAAGUUUUAAUGGAAAACUUUAGGCGCUCUAUUGGGCUGCGCAUUAAGGAAACCAAGGAAGUAUACGAAGGAGAGUUAACAGAAUUGACACCGGAGGAAACGGAGAAUUCUUUGGGAGGCUUUACCAAAAUUAUUUCUCAUGUCAUUAUUGGCUUAAAGACUGUAAAAGGCGUCAAGCAAUUAAAGUUGGAUCCCGCCAUUUAUGAAAGUUUACAAAAAGAAAAAAUUUCUGUAGGGGAUGUGAUCUAUAUUGAAUCUAAUUCAGGCGCUGUAAAGCGCGUUGGGCGGUGCGACGCAUAUUCAGGGGAGUACGAUCUUGAGGCAGAGGAGUAUGUCCCCCUGCCGAGGGGUGAGGUACACAAGAAGCGUGAGGUCAUUCAAGACGUUACCUUGCACGAUCUCGAUGUUGCGAACGCUAGACCGCAGGGCGGGAAUGAUAUUAUGUCGAUGAUAUCUCAACUUCUUAAGCCCAAAAAGACCGAAAUUACUGACAAACUACGAAAUGAAAUAAACAAGGUUGUGGAUGGGUACAUUGAACAGGGAAUCGCCGAAUUAGUUCCGGGAGUCCUGUUCAUUGACGAGGUGCACAUGCUAGACAUUGAAUGCUUCACGUAUCUUCACCGGGCGCUGGAGUCCACUAUUGCUCCUAUAGUUAUUUUAGCCACUAAUCGGGGAGAGUGUAUGGUCAGAGACACUGAGACCGUGGCUCCACACGGCGUCCCUUCGGACUUGCUGGACAGACUGCUGAUAAUAAAAACACUUCCUUAUUCCCCCCAGGAAAUGGUGGGCAUUAUAAGGAUUCGGGCCCAGAUUGAGGGGCUUUCCAUCGAGGACCAGGCCAUCGUGCGACUGGGAGAAAUUGCCUGCCAGACGACUUUGAGAUACGCUGUACAGUUGAUGACACCUGCUAACGUCCUCAGGCAGGUAUACAAAAAGGAGAGCAUUACAGUUUCUGAGGUUGAUGAGUUACGCGACGUCUUUUGGAAUGCUAAACGAUCUGGACAAUUUCUUGCAUGCCAUGAUAGUUCUUUUAUGCAUUAA